Molecule: messenger RNA, 367 nt
Organism: Trichoplusia ni (cabbage looper)
Lineage: Eukaryota; Metazoa; Arthropoda; Insecta; Lepidoptera; Noctuidae
Gene: ND-MNLL
Exons: 1
Coding region: 135-308 (57 amino acids)
Cellular component (GO): mitochondrion
Source: RefSeq, a predicted model, not a curated record
GUUUAUGGCGGUGUUAAGAUUCAUAAGCCGUAACUUUGUGAGCAUAUCGUUUCCCGUUUUGACUGCUACAGCCAUCUGGUUUGACUGGAAUCACACCAGGAAGUGGAAGUUGCAGCAGAAGCUCCAAAACUAAGAUGGCUCUCUUCGGCAUCACCCUACGUUAUGUCUGGUUUGCAGUGCCAAUGGGUGGUUUCAUGAUUGGCAAGUUCCUGGAUGACCAGGAGACACUGAGGAUGACUAACUUCAGAGACAAGUCCAGUCUCUACGGAGGCUUGGUCGAGGAUGGUGAAAAACCAACCUGGCCUUGAAAAACUAAUGUAUGUAGUGAUUAUGUCUCAGUUCUAAUAAAUAGUUGUAUCCGUUAAAA